Rhipicephalus microplus (southern cattle tick) is the source of this 2018-nucleotide messenger RNA. Its product is annotated as BTB/POZ domain-containing protein 6-like. Gene Ontology annotation, biological process: neurogenesis. Gene Ontology annotation, molecular function: protein binding. Gene Ontology annotation, cellular component: cytosol. The record is from RefSeq and is a predicted model, not a curated record. NCBI's taxonomy places the organism in Eukaryota, Metazoa, Arthropoda, Arachnida, Ixodida, Ixodidae.
GCGGAGCGGAGCCGCUGCGCAGCUUACGCCUCGCGGACAUUGGCGCUCGUCCUGGUUUCCAAACAGCGCAUGAGGGAUAAUGGCAUCUUGCGAGAGCUGUCGUGCCAAGCUACCAGAGGCAAAGGACGAGGAGAUACAACAUCCCUUCAGUGUCGAGGCAUUUCUGGACAGCGGGGAGUUCACAGAUUUCGAGUUCCGAGUGAAGCCCGAAGACCAUCCCCACAUUCCCGAACGGAAGUUUCGUGUGCACAAACAGUUCCUGGCCAUGAGAAACGAGGUGUUCUACGCCAUGUUUUUUGGAGACCUGGCGGAGAAAAGUGAAGUGGUCAUCACUGACUUACACCCGGAUGGCUUCGAGUUGCUGCUCAGGUAUCUGUACUCCGGCAAGCCCAAAAUGAAGAGCAUCGACGAUGCCUUGCACGCUAGGUUUGCCGCCAAGAAGUACCUGGUUCAGGGACUAGUAGACGCCUGUGGCACCUACAUCGAGAAAAACCUCAAGCCAGAUCGUCUGUGCUCCUUCAUAGACUACUACAUGCAGAGCAGGGAGCCAGAAAUGGACGCCAUCGCCGAGACAAUCUUGACGUCAUCCAAAGCACCGGAAAUCCUCUCGUCGAAGGAAUUCAAUGACGCCCUGGAGGAAACAGGUUCGAUACUCGUUGAUAGGAUAAGGAAGGUCUCCGAAGACAGCGUUACCAAAGCCGUGUUUGGCUGGGCCCAGGAGCAGUGCGUCAGAAGCCUGGGGUCAGAAAGCCCGCUGGAAGUGAAGGCACUGAUGCGCUCAUUCUUUCCCAUGCUACGUUUCCUGACCAUGACGCCAGAAGAGUUCGUGGUGGGACCUGGUUCCUGGGGUCUGUUUGAAGACGUCGAAAACCUCGCAUUGCUGCGCAAUAUUGUGAAGUGCGGCUCUUAUCCGCUGCCCGAAGGAUUUUGUGGCGUCACUGCUGACCGCUUCUAGUUGUGAGCACAGUAUAGCGUCCACAUCGCUAUAGAACCUGCGAAGGCCAUUGAUCUCGUUGUUUUAGGGCCAUGUUUAUUAGGGCAAUGUUGUCGGCGUGUUUUAAAUUAUCAGAAUGUCCAUGGUUUGAAGAUUGCGCAACGUUUCGCUGAUUGCCGGAAAGUGGCAAGAGAUGACGUGCAGAUUAUAAUUAUACUGUGACAAUGUAUGCAAGAAAGUGGAGCUAAAUGUCAAAAAAGACUUGUCCGUAAUGAACUUUUCGUGCAGUACUCGAAGGAAAAUUUUGGUAACGUACAUGACAAGAACAUCAAAAAAAAUUAAUGACUGCACUGCUCUGCAAAUUUGUGCGGAGCCGAAAUGCACACAUGAUUGGACGUAAUAUGUAUUUGGUAAUUGUCACUCUGGCGAAGGUGUCACCUUAUUGCAGCGGAUUGGUACCAUAAACAGAAAUAAUGACAGGUUAGUAUUGUAUGAACUUCAAUUAUAAUUAUCUAUACAGUCGAAUAAAGAGAAAAAGAAAAUAUGCAUUUUGCCUUCUAGACGUCUUAGAUGAAUGCACAGAAGAUAGUACGACUUCUGGUAGCUGCGUGUGUGUAGCCAAGGACAGUGUCGCCGAUCGGUCAAACACCAUCUAAGCGCGAAUGAGUCGUGAGAAUGGGUUAGCCAGUGUUGUCUGGCAUUCUUAUUUAUCCAAUCACCCAAAAGAGACUGAACAUUCACAAGACCAAAUAAAGGUCUGCCAACAGUUCCCAGAAUGCAACUAACAUAUCUUAACCCGAAAAAAAGAACAAUACCCGGCACGAUGAGCUUUAUAUUGUGAAGUGUUGGGCGUUCUUUCUUUCAACGUGCUGUAAUCUGCUUUUUGUGGACUGUUUCAUUACGAUUGUUCACGCAUUAUUCAUUUUUUACAAUAUAUUUUGUCGUUAUUACUAAUAUGCACUGUAGCACUGUUCUGUACGAGUUCAUUUCUGAUUUCACUGUAACCCCCCUUACUCAAUGCCUUCGUGUAUGUAAGGUAUUUUUCAAUAAAUACACAAAAAUAAAUAAACUUGUUUAGUAGGUA